AAAUUGCCUGGUUAUAAACAAUAUUAUGAUGCAAUUGAGAAGAUAUUGCAGCAAUAUCAUAAGAUGCAGAAAUGUACUGCAAUGAUAAAUGCUAGUCCAACAUUAAAGACACUCAAUCGUGCCAGAAUGAAUAAAAAUACAAGAGUAAAUGAG
Racocetra persica is the source of this 153-nucleotide messenger RNA. NCBI's taxonomy places the organism in Eukaryota, Fungi, Glomeromycota, Glomeromycetes, Diversisporales, Gigasporaceae. The record is from the annotation of a GenBank genome assembly.